Molecule: messenger RNA, 1902 nt
Organism: Porites lobata
Lineage: Eukaryota; Metazoa; Cnidaria; Anthozoa; Scleractinia; Poritidae
Source: the annotation of a GenBank genome assembly
AUGGGUGUUGUUCUUCACUACAGUAUUUUCUUUACGCUGUACAUGCAUUCUCUAAGAAUUUGCUUCGGCUGUUUGGAUGGUAAGUUCUUCUCUUUCCACCUUGCUAUUUCAAUCAUAUUUGGCUCCCUAUUUUCAAAAUUGAGCGACAAAAUAGUGAGAAACACAUUUAUCUCUUGAAAGAAGAUAAAAAAUAAUAAUAAUAAUAAUUAGACGGACUUUAAAAAUUGGAAACAAGAGUAGCUGCAAAAUUUUCUGCUCUAAUAUACUGCCUAUAAAGAUGACUUUUUUACGGCUUAUGGUUAAUUUCUUUAGCUGUGUUGUCUAUCCAGUGCCUGAGUUUUGCCAUUUUGUUAAAUUAUAAUGUUGACAGCGCACUCAAUUUACAACAUGAAAACCUAUGUAAAAGUUAAAUAACAGGAGAUAAGUGCAAGAUAAUUCUUUUUAAGAAAUAUAAUAUUGAGUUUCCAUGUUGUCACUAUGGUUUUAAAACUUGGAUUAUAAACUCGUUCACAAGAAGAAAGUUGCCAGGAAACAAAGAAUUCUGUUAUUUGCGUGAUAAGGGGAAAAUAUUUUCACAAUAAACACGACAGAUUACCACUUUUCAAGACAGGUGGGAAUUCCAUCUUCCUUUUCCUUUUUUCAGCCUUUUGUUUGGCUUUUACAAAAACGUUUUCGUAUAUAUUUCCCUAAAAAAGGGGUUUUCUUUAUAGAGCUCGACUAAUUGACAGAAAAUUGGCCUAGAGAACUAACUUAAAUUCCAUCUCCUUUUUCUCAUUAUUUGAUAUACUAUGCUGUUUUAAGCCUGGCAAGUUUAAUUAACAUACAUGGUAGUUUCAUGAUUAAAUGUCAGAUAAAACGUAGUUGUAAGAGUAAGGGAGUACAACCGAAAAUAUAAGUUAUUACGUUCCAUGAACCUCAAUCUUGUUUAUACAGGACAUUUGCUUUUAAUCGAAGCUCUUUUUGCCGCCAGAAAAGUCAGAAUUUGCCACCUUAUGGGCUCCUGGAAUUGCUAAAUGCAAUUUUUUUUCUUUUUUUCAAUUCAGGUAAUUGCCGCGUACUGGCGUUUCCGAGUUAUUUCCUAAUUGCUGACAAAUGUUUGGAGGGCCACACGAUCUUAAUUGUCCAACAUGUCCCGGAUAUGGGUCUUUGUGAACUGCUUUGUUACAACGAACAAAACUGCGUCAGUGUUAAUUAUGAGAUACAAAGACAAAAACGAUGUGAACUGAACAAUUCAACACACCGAGCGCACGAUGCAGACUUUAAAGAGAGGGAAGGCUGCUUAUAUCAUGGAGCAAUUGUAAGUUUUUUGUCUUCUUUUUUCUUCUCUUUUUUUCCUUUGUGAUCUGCUUUCAUCAUCUUCAAGGCGAUCAUUAUCUCAUCAUAGUCAUCAGCAUCACAAGAGACGUCAUCUUCGUCAUUAGGAGUGAACGUCUCUUAAAAAAGUUAACUCAAGCUGUUUCAAAAUUCAUCACUCUUUUUGCAUGUCGCGAUUUGUGGUGAAUGUUGGUAAAUUUUUCGGGUGCUAAAUUCUAAAGGACUGUAUCUAAGUUAAAAAAGAGAAAAAAAGAUAGAAAUCGUUGUCGAGAAACGUGAAAUCAGUCAGGUCAUGAAACGACACCAACGAAAGAUAACAUUAAGCUUAAUCCACGUGCAAAGUUGUCGUUGUUUAAGCUCCCUAUCAUAUCACCAUCAUCGUCAUCUUCAUCUUGUAGUUUAUAGUUGACGCUCGAUCAUGAAAGCUUGGCGUAACGUCUGUUACAAAUCAGACCUGAUUUUUGUUCUUUAAAGAGUGCUUGUGAUAAUCCCCGUUGCCAUAACAACGGUACCUGUCAGUCCGGAUUCACAGAGAAAAAAUAUCGGUGUUUAUGUCCUUCUGGUUUCACUGGUGAACACUGUGAGAAU